Messenger RNA from Meloidogyne enterolobii, 450 nucleotides. The record is from the annotation of a GenBank genome assembly. NCBI's taxonomy places the organism in Eukaryota, Metazoa, Nematoda, Chromadorea, Rhabditida, Meloidogynidae.
UUUGUUGUAAAGAAAAGACUUGUUAUGGCUGGAGUUGAAGUUCCUCGCAAUUUUCGACUUUUAGAGGAAUUAGAAGACGGACAAAAAGGCAAAGGUGACGGCAAUAUAUCUUGGGGACUUGAAGACGAUGAUGAUAUGGCGUUGUCUCGAUGGACUGGAAUGAUAAUUGGGCCGAGCAGGACACCUUAUGAAGGCAGAAUUUAUAAUUUGCGGGUUGAAUGUGGUCCAAAUUAUCCAAAGGAGCCGCCGAUUGUUCGAUUUACUACAAAAAUAAAUUUGAAUGGUGUUAGUCAGCAGAAUGGAUUGUUGGACAAACGUGUAGUUCCAUCAUUACGUCAGUGGAACAGUUCUUAUUCAAUAAAGACUGUGCUUGAAGACAUUCGAAGGCAUUUAAUGACUGCAAAGGAGAAUCAAAAGCUCUCACAACCGGCUGAGGGAACCGUCUUUUGA